AGGGGAACUUUUUGCCUAAAACUGAUGAACCUACGACACAAAAUAUGGAUGGGUUCGGUCAAACUGUAUUCACUCUAUCCUCAUUCCAAAUUCUACUUUCGAGAGAAAGGCUGGUCUGUGCGAUCGUUGGAGAGAAAAGCGUGUUAACGAUAAAGAUCAGCGAUACUGAGAUGGUCGACACAUUAAAAGACGCGACCAAAGAGAAGAAGAAGUGCGGCGCUUGCGAGCUGAAGCUUUUCCUGGCGGUAGCUGGCGGCGAAUGGCUACUAGAAAAAGGACCUGCUGCGCAAGCAUUAAAGAAUGGAGUGAUUCAUCCUGACGUAAAGAAAAUAAUCGAUGAAAACAAAAUGAUGGCAUCGUGGACAAUUGAAGACGUAUUGAACGAGUCCGAGACGACUGGGAAGCGCGCACCAAUCCCCAAGCAAGUUCAAGUGCUGGUGAUGCUACUUGGCGAUGUUCGGAAGGCCAAGUGGAGAAGAUUGAAUACUAACUACAAGAGUUGGAUACAAUCUAUCAACAACACGCAAGUUACUGCACGACCUGCGACUUGUGAUGAGCUAAGUGAAUAUCUGAAACACGAGCUUGCGGUUAGUAUUCCUCUCAACGACAGAUUAUUCGUGAUGGUGACAAUGUUGAGAGACUCAACAGGAGAGCUAGUUGGCAUUAUAAGCAAACUCUUUGAACCUGUUUCGUCUGGAGUCGGGCUCCACGAUAUUACUGCUUCGGUCGUGAGUCCUCCUAUUGAGCCGCUGUGAUCUGGCGCAGCGCCUUUUACUUAGACGAUUCGACAAAGGGGGCGGCCAGGGGGGGGGGG
Molecule: messenger RNA, 814 nt
Organism: Phytophthora nicotianae INRA-310
Lineage: Eukaryota; Oomycota; Peronosporomycetes; Peronosporales; Peronosporaceae
Exons: 1
Coding region: 45-755 (236 amino acids)
Source: RefSeq, a predicted model, not a curated record